GCAGAAAAUCGAUUAAAAUGGUGCGUUUACAUGACAUCCAUUCGUUCAUAAUUAAAUACAAUGAGUUCAAGUGUAAUACUUUUAUAAUGCCUGUGAUAGAGAUAUACGAUAUAAUAUAUAACAAAAUAUUGUUCAAUAUUUACAUCAAGUUAAUGUAAAAAAAGAUGUAUACACAUUUAACUACGCAAUUACAUGAUUUAACUAAUCACAAUGUGUCAGUUUUUGAAUCAUCGAAAAUCAUGAAAUAUUUUUAGAUAAAACUUUUCUUAAAAUACUUUGACAUUCCUAAAACGAUAACCUCUAACAUUUGAUCAAUUUUCUAUAUAUUGAUGUUAAAUGAAAUACUUUCUGUACUGUUACAAGUAAAGUAAUGUUAUAAAAGAGAAAUACUUAAUAAAAAGUAUUAUGAUGUAUUUUCUAAAGUGCUAUAUCAUUGAAAAAAUUUAGAAACUAAUACCUGUAUCAAAUAAAAAUUGCAUAUAAAUUAUAUAUAAAAGAGAGUUAACUUGAGAAUUAAUUUGAGAGCAAUUGUUCAUAACUAAAUAUAUGUUUGUAAAAAGAUGGAAAAAGAUAAUCUGAAAAUAUUAGUAUAUCAAGAACAAUCUGAGAGCACAGUAAAUCAAUGUUGGCCAUGUCUUAUAGAAUCGUCUAACAAGAAUUCAGUACCAAUGAACAAUUAUACAAAGGGAUCACUAAAUCUUAAAAGUAUCCUAUAUAUACAAAAUAUAUAUAAUUCUAGUAAUAAACUUUUGCCAAAUAAAUUAACUAAUCUAAUAAAGUUAGAUUUAUCUGACAAUUAUUUAAAAGAUCUACCUGACUAUUUGGAUCUAUUAAAAAAUCUACAACAUCUUAUUCUCAAUAAUAAUCAACUUUCAUGUUUGCCAAGUGUAAUUGGAAAUCUAGAAAAAUUAGUAUCUUUAAAGGUACACAAUAAUAACAUAAAAGAAAUUCCAGAAAAUAUUGGAAAUUUAUCAAAUCUUGAAGAUUUGGAUUUAAGUUCUAAUAAAUUAAGAGACAUUCCAGGGACGUAUAAAAUGUUAAAUAGAUUAAAAUAUCUUUCUCUUGCUAAUAACAAUUUUAUGUGUACUCCUGAUUGCCUUAGAACAGGAAUGUGCAGUUUGGAAAUGUUAGAUUUAUCACAAAAUAAUCAUAUUAUGUUGAAUGUUCCAUUAUGCAGUAUUAAGAUUAAAAGAUUUUAUGCUAAAGAAAAUGAUAUCUGUCCAUCAUUUUUAAAUUGGAUAUUUACUAACAAAUAUUAUAAAUUGGAAGAAGUAUUAUUAGAUUAUACAGUGUUUCAGAAAUUUAAUUUUCCAAGUGAAGAAAUACCAAUGUUAAAUAUUACAAAAUUAUCAAUGAUACAAUGUCAAUUGUCUGAACAACUUUUGAGUGAAAUUAUUAAAAGACUAAAGUGUCCUGAAAGUUUAAAUAUUGGUAAUGAUGAAAUAACAAAGAAAGGAAAUACAUUUUGGGUUUUACCAAUUAAAGAUAUACAAGAUAAAUCUAACCUGAAAGAAAUAAAUCUUCGUAAAACAAAUAUUCCAAUGAUACCUAAAUGCAUAAAUGAGUUUCUGACUUUGGUAACAAUAGAUGCUAGUUGUAAUAACAUCACUUGGUUACCUGAUGAAAUAUGUGACUUGCAUAAUUUACAAAAUUUGAUAAUAAAUAAUAACUUAUUAGUUAGUUUGCCUGACUCUAUUGGCCAAUUGGCAUCACUUAAAACAUUAAUAGCUAGUUAUAAUGCAUUAACUUGUUUACCAAGUUCUAUGAUGCAUUUAAAUAAUUUACAGUUUCUGGACCUUUAUGAUAAUAAAUUUUUUACAGCAACAGAUAUUAAUAUUAAUAUGACUUGUUUACAAGGAAUAGAUCUUGAACAAAACUAUUUUUCAACUAAUGAUUUACCGAGUUAUGAAAAUUUAAGAGCUGUAUUAUUAGAAUAUUGGAUCAAAGAAUUUAGAGAAGUUGGUUUAAAAAAGGAAUCUGAAUGCAGUGAUGACAAUGAAUCUUUACAUUCAUUUUACUCAUAUAAAAUUAAUGAUGAUGAACUUUGGUUAAUCUCUAGAUUACAAGAAGUACAGAAUUCUUCUGAAUGGGUUGAGGAAAAUUGGGAUGAUUCAGAAAAUUCAGCGGAUGAAUUUGAUCCAAAUGAAUAUUGGAAACCGAAACUCCGACAAUGUUCUCCAAUCUUUGCUUAUAAAAGACAAAUUUUACAGUCACAUUUUUGUCCUGCAGAUUUACAUGCUAAAUCAAUUUUAAAGCAUUUUAGACAAAUGUUAAAUAACGAUACUUUCUCUUCGAAUACUGAAUUUGAAACAGAUCUUCGAUGGAGAAUAAGAUCAUCAAGAUUUUUGUUCUCUAUUCAAAAUGAACGAAUUAAAAAGGGACGCGGCAUAUAAAAAUUUACAAUCGAGAUUAAAUAAUUUAUUACAACUUAGUACCGAGACCAUCUUGUCGUCAACGUUCGACGAAGAAAUUCAAAAUAUUUUAACUCGAGAUUAUUACGACAAAAAUAUUACGAUUAUCCUAAGCAACAAUAAUAAUAAAGAUUUUAAAAGAGAGAACAGGAUGGACUUAGAUAAGUUUAUUCCUUCUUUAAAUAAAACGCAAUUGAGAGAAGAAAUUUCUACCUAUAAAAUGCCACUCCAAAUUGUCGGUAUUGUCGUCGUCAUAACGAUAAUCUUAACUUGUUGUUGCACAUUGCAUUUAAGAAAGAAAUUAAUGGCUUUAGUAAAUAAGGUGGUAGGAAAAAAGAAAAAAGAUAGAUUAUCGUCGUUGGAUGUAGAAAAGGGCAAGAGAGAAUCGAAGAGUGGCUUGAUGAGUGUAAAAAAGAUACAAAAAAAGGAAACCAAGCCAGUAACUCAGAAUGUAACACAACCAGUACCGCAACUUGCUAUGACAACAACAUCUAGUAUUCAAGCAGAACCAUCGCCAACUGGAUGUUGCAAAUGUUUCAAAAAAAAAAGAAAGAAAACUCGAAAAAAGCACAAGAGAUAAUAAGAACUCAAA
Molecule: messenger RNA, 3003 nt
Organism: Vespa velutina
Lineage: Eukaryota; Metazoa; Arthropoda; Insecta; Hymenoptera; Vespidae
Product: leucine-rich repeat protein soc-2-like
Exons: 10
Coding region: 561-2393 (610 amino acids)
Molecular function (GO): protein binding
Source: RefSeq, a predicted model, not a curated record